Molecule: messenger RNA, 834 nt
Organism: Aphis gossypii (cotton aphid)
Lineage: Eukaryota; Metazoa; Arthropoda; Insecta; Hemiptera; Aphididae
Exons: 6
Coding region: 1-834 (277 amino acids)
Molecular function (GO): protein dimerization activity
Source: RefSeq, a predicted model, not a curated record
AUGCUCUACAGACUCUUAGAAUUGAAAGAAUUUUGUAAGUUGCACGAUGGAACAAAUCCAGAUAUCAAACUAAAGGACUGUGAAUGGGAGUCAAUACAGAGUGUUGUUAAUGCUCUUAAUCCUGCAAAGAUGGCUACACUUGCAUUACAAAAGCAAGACCUCAAUCUUGGUGAUUUUUACGGCAUAUGGUUCAAAGCUAUACAUGGGUUAACUGCAGAUGGUUCCAUACUAGCUAAGACCAUAAAAAUAGCUAUGGAGAAAGAACUUAAAGAAAAAUAUUUGGAAAAUACCACAUUCUUAGCGGCAAUAUUUGUUGAUCCCAGAUAUCAGUGCUUACUAACUUCUGAACAACAAAUUAUAGCAAUUGAUCGUCUUGUUGAGACUUGGGAGACUUUACAAUUAUUAAAAGAUAAGAAUCCUGAAUUUAAUAAUUCCAAUUCAUCUGCUGAAGUUCAUAACGAGGUUGAUACAAAUGACCAACAUUCUGAAGAUUUUUUUGAAAAUUUUCUAUCUUCCCAAUCAUCUAACCUAUCUCAAUCUUCAACUUCAUCAAAUCCUAUACAAACUAUUACAGCCAUUUUAAAUAGUUUUAAAAAUGUCCAUCGCAUUCCUUAUACUGAUAGUGUAUUGAAAUAUUGGGAAAACGAAAAAGGAAUUCAUCCUGAACUGUAUGAGUUAGCUUGUGUUCUUUUAGCAAUUCCAGCAACUCAGGUCAGCGUAGAAAGAAGUUUUUCGGGACUAAAAUUUAUCGUAUCAGAUUUGCGUACAUCUCUAGAUGAAGAACUUUUAGAGGCUAUAAUGAUUAUUAGAUUGAUAAACAUUAAACAAUGUUAG